Messenger RNA from Triticum dicoccoides, 1369 nucleotides. RefSeq names its product peroxidase P7-like. Gene Ontology annotation, biological process: hydrogen peroxide catabolic process; response to oxidative stress. Gene Ontology annotation, molecular function: peroxidase activity; heme binding. The transcript has 3 exons. The record is from RefSeq and is a predicted model, not a curated record. Lineage: Eukaryota; Viridiplantae; Streptophyta; Magnoliopsida; Poales; Poaceae. Bases 111 to 1100 code for a protein of 329 amino acids.
AGCGCCACUAGCCACGGCAGUUUCUGUCACCGCUUCCGAGUCUGCGCUAGUGCGGUCGGGUCUACCUUCCUCCGAUCGGGUGGCUCUGGACUGUGGUCGCCAAGCCAGCCAUGGCCGCCUUCCCCUCCGUGUCCGCGGCGAGGACGAGGCCGAGACCCAUCCUCCUCCUGGUCCUGGCCGCGUCGGUGGUGCUCGCGCGCGGCGCCCGCGCGCAGCUCUCCGCGGGGUUCUACUCGGCGAGCUGCCCCACCGUGCACGGCGCCGUGCGCCAGGUCAUGUCGCAGGCCGUCCUGAACGACACCCGCACCGGCGCCGCCAUCCUCCGCCUCUUCUUCCACGACUGCUUCGUCAACGGCUGCGACGCCUCGCUGCUGCUCGACGACACGGCCACCACGCCCGGCGAGAAGAGCUCCGGCCCCAACGCCGGCGGCUCCACCUUCGGCUUCGACGUCAUCGACAACAUCAAGACGCAGGUCGAGGCCGCCUGCCCCGGGAUCGUCUCCUGCGCCGACAUCCUCGCCCUCGCCGCGCGCGACAGCGUCAACCUGCUGGGCGGGCCGAGCUGGGCGGUGCCCCUGGGGCGGCGCGACGCGACGGCCCCGGACCCGGACGGGGCGAGGACGCUGCCGGGCCCGGACCUGGACCUCGCCGCGCUCGUCUCCGCCUUCGCCGCCAGGGGGCUCACGUCGCGCGACCUGGCCGCGCUCUCGGGCGCGCACACGGUCGGCAUGGCGCGCUGCGUGCAGUUCCGCACCCACGUCUACUGCGACGCCAACGUGAGCCCGGCCUUCGCGUCGCAGCAGCGGCAGCUCUGCCCGGCCUCCGGCGGCGACGCCAGCCUCGCGCCGCUCGACCCGCUCACCCCCAACGAGUUCGACAACGGAUACUACCGGAACCUCAUGUCCGGCGCCGGGCUGCUGCGCUCCGACCAGGAGCUCUUCAACAACGGGGCCGUGGACUCCCUGGUGCGCCUCUACAGCGCCAACCCCACCGCCUUCUCGGCCGACUUCGCCGCCUCCAUGAUCAACCUCGGCAACGUCAGCCCGCUCACGGGGGCCAGCGGGGAGAUCAGGCUGGAUUGCAGGAAAGUCAAUUCUUGAUUUACAUACAUACAUACACUAGUAGUAUACAUAUUGGAAGGAGUAACAUGUUUUACUAAUUCGUUGAUGAAAUCGACGAAGCAUGACACUGCAUCGGAAUAGAAAUGCGUCAAGCAAUUAGUGAGUUGAUUGAUUCAUUGAUUGAUUUUCUUUCUUUCAUGAUGAUGAUGAAGUUGUAGAGCUUUACUAUUUUAGGAAGAUAUCUGACGUAACCAUUAUCUAUAUGAUCCAAACUACUCUAUAUAUAUAUGAAAUGCACAUUGCAGAUU